Molecule: messenger RNA, 2718 nt
Organism: Salvelinus fontinalis (brook trout)
Lineage: Eukaryota; Metazoa; Chordata; Actinopteri; Salmoniformes; Salmonidae
Product: basic proline-rich protein-like
Exons: 7
Coding region: 1-2718 (905 amino acids)
Source: RefSeq, a predicted model, not a curated record
AUGCCCCAGCUGGCUCGUCAGGCUUCCAUGCCUCAGCUGGCUCUACAGAUUCCCAUCGCCUCAGCAGAAGCAACUGGCCCGUUCCUAGUCCUCGGGAUUGUCCCUCUCGUCGGCGACGUCCUGCGAGUUGACCCUGUUGUUGGCUAUGACCCACCACCACCCCUAACACCACCACCACCACCCCUACCACCACCACCAUCACCCCUAACACCACCACCACCACCCCUAACACCACCACCACCCCUAACACCACCACCACCCCUAACACCACCACCACCCCUAACACCACCACCACCCCCACCCCUACCACCACCACCACCCCUAACACCACCACCACCACCACCCCUAACACCACCACCACCCCUAACACCACCACCACCCCUAACACCACCACCACCCCUAACACCACCACCACCCCUAACACCACCACCACCCCUACCACCACCACCCCUAACACCACCACCACCACCCCCACCCCUAACACCACCACCACCACCAGCACCCCCACCCCUAACACCACCACCACCACCCCCACCCCCACCACCACCACCACCCCCACCCCUAACACCACCACCACCACCACCACCCCUAACACCACCACCACCCCUAACACCACCACCACCAUCACCACCCCUAACACCACCACCACCACCCCCACCCCUAACACCACCACCACCACCACCACCCCUAACACCACCACCACCACCCCCACCCCUAACACCACCACCACCCCUAACACCACCACCACCACCCCCACCCCUAACACCACCACCACCCCUAACACCACCACCCCUAACACCACCACCCCUAACACCACCCCUAACACCACCACCACCACCCCCACCCCUAACACCACCACCACCCCUAACACCACCACCACCCCUAACACCACCACCACCCCUAACACCACCACCACCACCCCCACCCCUAACACCACCACCACCCCUAACACCACCACCACCCCCACCCCUAACACCACCACCACCCCUAACACCACCACCCCUAACACCACCACCCCUAACACCACCCCUAACACCACCACCACCACCCCCACCCCUAACACCACCACCACCCCUAACACCACCACCACCCCUAACACCACCACCACCCCUAACACCACCACCACCACCCCCACCCCUAACACCACCACCACCCCUAACACCACCACCACCCCUAACACCACCACCACCCCUAACACCACCACCACCACCACCACCCCUAACACCACCACCACCCCUAACACCACCACCCCUAACACCACCACCACCACCACCCCUAACACCACCACCACCACCACCCCUAACACCACCCCCAACACCACCACCAACAACACCACCACCCCUAACACCACCACCACCCCUAACACCACCACCACCACCAACACCACCACCCCUAACACCACCACCACCACCACCCCCCCUAACACCACCACCACCACCACCCCUAACACCACCACCACCACCACCCCUAACACCACCACCACCACCACCCCUAACACCACCACCACCACCCCCAACACCACCACCACUAACACCACCACCCCUAACACCACCACCACCACCACCCCUAACACCACCACCACCACCACCCAUAAAACCACCACCACAACCCCCAACACCACCAACACCACCACCCCUAACACCACCACCACCACCCCUAACACCACCACCACCACCACCACCACCAACACCACCACCCCUAACACCACCACCACCACCACCCCUAACACCAGCACCACCACCACCACCACCACUCCUAACACCACCACCACCACCACCACCAACACCACCACCCCUAACACCACCACCACCACCACCCCCACCACCACCACCACCACCACCACCACCCCUAACACCACCACCACCAACACCACCACCAACAACACCACCACCACCAACACCACCACCACCCCCAACACCACCACCACCAACACCACCACCCCCAACACCACCACCCCUAACACCACCACCACCAACACCACCAACACCACCACCACCCCCAACACCACCACCACCACCACCACCAACACCACCACCACCCCCAACACCACCACCACCAACACCACCACCCCCAACACCACCACCCCUAACACCACCAAUUGAUGACAAGAUCAUUUUUCACAGACAGGAAAUCAGACCUCUAGCCAGCCACCUCAACAGGGAAUCAAACCUCCCAGCCAGCCACCUCCACAAGAAAUCAGACCUCCAGCCAGCCACCUCAACAAGAAAUCACACCUCCAGCCUGCCAACUCAACAAGAAAUCAAACCUCCAGCCAGCCACCUCAGCAGGAAAUCAAACCUCCAGCCUGCCACCUCAACAAGAAAUCAGGCUCCAGCCAGCCACCUCAACAAGAAAUCAAACCUCCAGCCAGCCACCUCAACAAGAAAUCAGACCUCCUGCCAGCCACCUCAACAAGACAUCAGACCUCCAGCCAGCAACCUCAACAAGCAAUCAAACCUCCAGCCAGCCACCUCAACAAGAAAUCAAACUUCCAGCCAGCCACCUCAAAAAGAAAUCAGACCUCCAACCAGCCACCUCAACAAGAAAUCAGACCUCCAGCCAGCCACCACAAUUGGAUGUUCCAGCCUGGCAACACAGAGAAUAUCCCAGCCAAAGUCCACUAAGGUUCCAGCCUGGCAACACAGAGAGUCUCCCAGCAAACGUCCACUAAGGUUCCAGCCUGGCAACACAGAGAAUAUCCCAGCCAACGUCCACUAA